Messenger RNA from Solanum tuberosum (potato), 921 nucleotides. RefSeq names its product putative F-box protein At1g50870. The transcript has a single exon. The annotation marks the transcript as partial. Lineage: Eukaryota; Viridiplantae; Streptophyta; Magnoliopsida; Solanales; Solanaceae. The record is from RefSeq and is a predicted model, not a curated record.
GUAUGUAACCCUACUACUCAAGAUUUAGUUAAAUUACCUAAAUCUCAUUUUUGUGAUGUUAAAGAUGGUAGUGCUUUUGGGUAUAUAAAGGAGAGGAAUGAGUAUGUUUUGGUCAAUGCUCGUUGUAUUAAUUAUGAAAUUGGGUGUGAGGUUUUGAGGUGGACUGAUGGUUGUUGUUUGAAAGAUUGUUAUUGGUGGAUUGUUAGUUCGAAAUGCCCAUGUUAUCUUCGUUUGUGGGGAAUUUUGAUUGAAAAUAGUUGUUAUUGGAUUGGAUACAAUGACAAGUAUGAUAACACAAAGAUUGAUGCAAUUGUGUCAUUCGAUUUGGGAAAAGAGGAGUUUAGUACAGUGGUGUUACCAGAAGGUCGUUUUGAUCCUGCUGGAGUUCGUUUUUUGGUGGAAUUGAAGGGGUUGUUGUUUUUGGUUGAUUCACCCGAGGACGUAUCUUCCAUGGAUAUUUGGGUGUUGAAAGAUUCAAAGAAUCAUAUAUGGGCUAAGGAGUACAUUAUUGAUCUGAGCAUGUUUGACUUUGGCUUCGAUUUUAUCACUCCUCUGGAUUGUAAGGAAGGGAAGAUUCUUAUGGAUGUUAAAUUUGAAAGUCUUGAGUGGUAUGAUGUGGAGAAGAAGUGCUUUAAGAAAAUAGAUAAUCUAACUUCACGACGAUGGAGAUGGUCUGUACUUUACACUGAUGGCUUGUUUUCCUUGGGAAGUCGAUAUGUAGGUGGCGUAUAAUGUUUUCAGGUGCUGUUUAUGGUUUGCUUCGUCAACCAUAGUGUUUCACCCUUUGCUUAGAGUAAAUUAGUUAACUUUGAGCAAACAAUAAAUCUAUCAUUUUGUGGAGUUAUCUUGUCAAUUCCUGUAAUUGAACCAGUAUAUUUGAAAUGAUGUUGGAAGAUUAAUGUCAUAUUAUCAUUUACUUCA